Messenger RNA from Fusarium verticillioides 7600, 4085 nucleotides. RefSeq lists its product as hypothetical. The transcript has a single exon. Lineage: Eukaryota; Fungi; Ascomycota; Sordariomycetes; Hypocreales; Nectriaceae. The record is from RefSeq and is a predicted model, not a curated record. Bases 1389 to 3860 code for a protein of 823 amino acids.
AGUCGAUGUAACGAAUAGCGGAUCAUCUCAACAGUCCAUCCUUUCACAGACACCAACCGUAUGCUUCACACUUGCGUUGGGCAAACUACUGGUACAUCAAUGAGCCUGUGGAGUUAUCUAUCAAUAACUGCGUUUCCGUUCAUCUUCAUGGCUGUCUGUCAAGUCACGUUUUCCACUGACUAAAGCUGCGCGGGAUUAAUUGCUUCCCUCUCGGUAUGUCUCAGACCUUAAGGUAGGGAUUACUGACGUCGAUGACAAUCCGUACUGCAUCUACGUAUAGCAGUGACAUGACAUGGUCGAGACCCGGGUAUCGCUAGUAACAAUCCGACAGACGAAGCUAGAUAGGCGAUCAUGCUAGUCCCCGUGCGGCAAGACUGGGCUGUUCACCACACAAUGACAACUUCGGAGCCAUUUAUCUUAGCAAUGGCACGAUGACGUUUGGCAUAAACUACUGGUCACUUGGCCACGGAUGAAUCUAUGUCAACUUCUUCUUGAUCAAGUGAGCAGGACGCAGAUUCAACUCAUAUGAAGCGUGCCGAAAGACCUAUAGCAGAUUCACACCAAGGAACGCUUCCAGUCCAUGGCGGAACACCUCUCAAAAUGUUAAGCAUUUAGAGAACAGACAAACCCACCAUUGGACAGGUAGCAGACAACUCCGACUGGCCAUCUGUAAUGUCUGGAUAGUAUAGGAGUGGCUCCUCAGUUGCCACCCCUUCUCUGAGUUUUGGCCGCAGAAAAGUCGUUGGGCCGAUGGAACUCAAAUCAAGAUUGGUAUGCAAAGGAUGAUCGAAAAUGGGGGUAUAGACAAAGGCGCCAACACCAACUGUCAGAGACCACAAGCGCAUCGUCGCAUUAAGGUUUCAUGGGCUUUCGAUUCUAGCGCAGCCAAGCGCAGCCAUCAUGCGACCGCGGGUGCUUGCGCCAGUAGCGCCUAUCCACGACUCGGGUUUAAGGUUUCUGAAGCUAUCCAGACUCGGCCAGACAGCUUCAAUAAAGCUUAGUCUCUCAUCCUCGCGACUCAUCAGAGGCUACCGCUGGAAUGCAGACUAUCAAAACCAAGGAAUUCAGAAUGCCUGUCCACUGUCGACCCCAUUGGUGACAUUGUAUCUCAUAAUGCGACGCGUGGUUUUUUAUGUUUCCUUGAUUGAGGCUCAAGUGCACCCAAAAAGGGUAUAAUCCGAAUGCCUUCCCGUUGGCAAACUCAGUUUAUCAGGGCGUUGUUCCUGGCUAAAAUUUGCUCUGAGCGUUGUAUUUGAGACGAUCAUGUCCCGAUCAGUUCUAUCCCAGGAGUCAUCUCAAACCUCAAUACUAUUGUCUCAUGGGUGUUGAACAAGGCCUUGCCAAUAUUAUUCCCUUGUUCCACCUCAUCCACUAUUUGUACAUCCAAGAUGGUCAACCAGACGAAUAGCUUCCUCAGCCUAUUGGCUCUCGCAGCCUUGGCCGAGGGAUACUGGCGCAUGUCGUGUAGCAUCAUACAGACUGGCCGAGUUGAUCCCAUCAUUGCCCCUGGGACCUUCUCAGCACACGUCCACAAGGUCUCUGGGGCCAGCAACAUCAACAUUGACUCCACCUUUGACAGCCUUCAGGCCUCAAGGUGCACUUCCUGCGAGGUUCAGGACGACAAAUCGGCCUACUGGACACCCCAGCUCUUCUACCAGCACGCGAAUGGGAGCUUCCAGAUGGUCCCCAACGGCGGGACGGUGAUAUACUAUCUCGGGCGUGGAGAGAACAGGACAAACAUCGAGCCAUUCCCUCCAGGAUUCAAGAUGCUAUCUGGAGACAAUUUUGCUCGGUCUUAUGACUCGAAAACAAAAACAUACAGUAACUCAAGAUACUCGGGCCGCCCAGUUGCCGAUCGAGUCAGUUUCGCGUGCCUGGAUAGCUCAGGGCCUUCAAAGGAGCGUAACUAUAUGUGGAAGACAGAUUGCGACAACGGCAUGCGAGCACAGAUCCAUUUCCAAUCAUGUUGGAAUGGACAGGAUUACCAGUCUGAUCAAAGCCACGUCGCCUACAUGUCCUCAAUAGACAACGGUAUCUGCCCUCCGAGCCAUCCACGCCAGCUCCCACAUCUGUUCUUCGAGGUCAUCUAUGGAGUCAACAAUAUCGACAAAAGCAAAGGUGGCCGAUUCGUCUUUGCCAAUGGAGACACUACUGGCUAUGCGUUUCACGGCGACUUCCUAAACGGCUGGAAUCCGACUGUUCUUGCGACUGCUAUCAGAAAAUGCAUCAACAAUGAUAGCAUUGGAGGAGCCAUUUCUAAAUGUCCCAUCCUGGCCGCUUCGCAAACACCAUACUUUAGUGACAACUGUCCAGAGAUGGCCCCCCUGAUUGAAGAGCCCAUUCGAGGCAUGCUUGAUGCUCUUCCUGGGUGCAAUAAACCCUUCGGUGGCCCCGGCAGAGCGCCACCGCCAGUAUGCGACGCCAAGCCAGCCAUCAACAACCUUGGAGACGCCGGCAUCGGAUCUAUCUUUGACCCUGCUAUCGGGGAUAAGGUUGGCUCCUGGUCUUAUGUUGGCUGCGCUCCUGAAGGCAGUCGCAGCAGAACAUUGAACAAGUUUGCUGUGGCAUCAAAUAGUAUGUCUAUCGAGUAUUGCACAUCGACCUGCAAAGCAAAGGGCUAUCCACUCGCUGGGAUGGAGAACGGCCGGGAGUGUUAUUGCGCGGGAUCGCUCACAUCAGGGGCCUCAUACACCAAGGCUUCAGCAUGUACGUCAUCAAGAAAGAUGAGUUGUGUAGGAAACACAACACAGUAUUGUGGAGGACCCGACUUUCUCACAGUAUGGAAUGAUACCUCAUACACACCGCCCGCAGAGCUCGUUGUCGGUCAGACUCAAAUCUCAAAAGGCAUCGCUACAUAUUAUGGAUGCUACGCUGAGGGCAACACUGGUAGAGCACUCUCAUCUGACAGCACGGCGGACACGACUGGCAUGACAAACGAAAAGUGCGUUGCGUUCUGUCAGGCUGGCGGCUAUAAAUAUGCCGGCACGGAAUACUCCCAGGAAUGCUACUGUGGCAACGAUAUUGUCAACGGAGGCUCCAACAUAACCGAUAUAUCUCAGUGUUCGAUGCAGUGCAAAGGGAACAUCUUCAGCUACUGUGGUGCAGGCAACCGAUUGAGUAUGUGGAAGAUCAAGCAACCCGAUCAACCAACUGGACCCAUCACGGCACUCGAUGGUGCUGCCGUAUGGAAAGGCUGCUACACGGAUGGAGGGUCAGGGGGGCGGACACUUCCUAGUGCCACCUUUACGGGCUCUGCCGUCUCUCUCGAUACCUGCUUUUCGUUCUGUAGCAAACUCAACUACCCCCUAUUUGGAAUGGAAUAUGGACGGGAAUGUUAUUGUGGCUACUCACCCAAGACGCAGGCUACUGUUGCACCAGAUGGCGACUGCAGAAUGCCAUGUGCGGGAAACUCCUCUCAGAAGUGUGGUGCCGGUAAUCGCAUAUCCAUCUGGAACAACACACUUUAUACUCCCACGGUCAACCUCGAGGCCCUCAACACCCCACCAAAAUACCUUGGCUGCUAUACAGAAGGAAAAGGCGCCCGUGCCUUGGGAGGUGCUAAGACCACAAAUAAGAAGAUGACUCUCAGUGUCUGCUCAAACUUUUGUUCUAGCAAAGGAUUCACUUACCUGGGACUCGAGAACGGAGAGGACUGUUACUGCAGUGGGAAGGGCCCUUCUAACGGUAGUGUUGAAGCUCCAGCAUCGCAGUGUAAUGUUGUCUGCAAGGGAAAUAAGUCCCAAAAGUGCGGUGCAAGUAAGAGGUUGAACGUCUACCGUCUCGCCAGAGUCUCAAAGACUAAAACCACAAAAAGGUCUUCCGAGAGAAGACAAAUACAGGAAGUGGGAGGAGACCCUUGAAGGGGAUAUGAAUUAAUGUACUUAAAUGACGACGUUGCACGAUUAAUACAACCUCUUUAUUAACCAUAGUCUCAACUUCUGGAUAAAUGAGGAUGGUCGUGUCGUGGAAUUUUGUGAUUAUUGGCAUAAUUCAACAGCUUAUGGAAUAACAAGUAACGUCAUCGCCACCGUUCGCACAAUCAUUGUGUCUGAUGUGUUUGUCUUACGACUAUUCGUCGAUACACU